AUGCCAUGCGGCGACCUACUUGGUUAUGUGAGGAAAUGCCGAGCAGUGAGAGAUCGGUAUUAUCUUGGUGAUGGUAGGGCUCAAGAUUUAACCAACUAUAAUCUUGUGAUUUUUGCCAAACAAAUCGCUGCCGGUAUGGUGUUCCUUGGAUCGAGAGGGGGAUGUUUGCCAAUCAAAUGGACUGCACCAGAGAUUCUGCUGGGAUAUCUCGCUGCACUUUCCACUUUGAGUGAUGUCUUUAUCAGUGAUAUGUUCAGUAAUAUCACAUGCACACAUCCUUAUGCCUUGUCAGGAGGAAUUUCAUAUCAUGGAUGGUCAGAAGGCAGGGUGGUUGCAGAAGUCACAAAAGGAUAUCAGAUGCCAAAGCCUGAUCAUGUUGAUAAAGAACUGCACGAUAUGACGAAACGGUGCUGGAAUCUUAACCCUGACUUCCGUCCUCGAUUUGAAAACCUGCGACAAAGAAUGGACAAAUUCCUUCGUGAAGAGACAUAUGUGGAACUCCUUAAUCUGGGAGCUUAUGACAAGAAAAAAUACUACAGAGUUGAAGAUCUUGGAGAUAAAGAUCCAGGACCGA
Stylophora pistillata is the source of this 574-nucleotide messenger RNA. Its product is annotated as fibroblast growth factor receptor 2-like. Gene Ontology annotation, biological process: multicellular organism development; cell surface receptor protein tyrosine kinase signaling pathway; positive regulation of kinase activity. NCBI's taxonomy places the organism in Eukaryota, Metazoa, Cnidaria, Anthozoa, Scleractinia, Pocilloporidae. Gene Ontology annotation, cellular component: signaling receptor complex; plasma membrane. Gene Ontology annotation, molecular function: transmembrane receptor protein tyrosine kinase activity; ATP binding. The record is from RefSeq and is a predicted model, not a curated record.